AUGGACUUUGCUCCCUACCAAUCCUCCCCGCCGGAGCGCGAACGAGCCCUCUCCCCGCCCCUCGCGUCGCCGCGCGCCUCGGCCGACAUUCGAAGACCCUUUUCGCCGUACGGCCAGCCGUCACCCCCGCCCUUGCAACACCCGCAGCCGCAGCGCGGCUGGCAACCGAACCUGCCAGGGUCCUACCCCACGGCGGACGCACACCGGGAGGGCGUGAGCGAGUUCGAUACGAGUCUGGGGAUCAGACUGGACUACGAGGCUGCGCUGGCGUAUUUGGCGUUUCCGCCGCUGGGUGCGAUAUUGUUGUUGAUUGGGGAGCGGAAUAGUGAUUAUGUGAGGUUUCACGCAUGGCAGUCGGCGCUGCUGUUCACGGCCGUCAUGAUCUUCCACCUGGUGUUCCUCUCAUGGUCCAAGUUCCUGAGCUGGUUCUUCUUCAUCGGCGACCUGUUUGUCAUGGUGUGGCUGGCGUUGAAGGCGUACCAAGAUGCGGAUACGCUAGAUAGAUUCGAGGUUCCCGUACUUGGCGCGCUGGCCAGCCGGAUCCUUGAUGACGAAUGA
Messenger RNA from Colletotrichum fioriniae, 558 nucleotides. RefSeq lists its product as uncharacterized. NCBI's taxonomy places the organism in Eukaryota, Fungi, Ascomycota, Sordariomycetes, Glomerellales, Glomerellaceae. The record is from RefSeq and is a predicted model, not a curated record.